CAAUGCCCGCCCACGGCGAAGGCAAAGACGAGGAUAAGAUAGAAACACGCCUUUUCAUCAACAAUGAAUUCGUCGAGUCGAUCAAAGGCCAGAAAUUCGAUGUUGUCAAUCCUUACAGUGAGGAGGUCAUCUGCUCGGUCUACGAAGCACUGCCAGAAGAUGUCGAUAGAGCUGUCGAAGCUGCCGAGGCUGCUCUACCUGCCUGGUCAGAGAUGGGUGCAUUUGCUCGAUCCGCCUACUACUAUAAGUUGGCAGAUCUGCUAGAAGCUUCAGGCCCAGAGCUGGCGGAAUUGGAGGCUAAAGAGACUGGCAAGAUUGCUGCCAUGUACCGUGAGUACGAUCUCCGGCUCUCGAUACAUAUCUUCGGAGCAAAAUUACUAAGACAAUUUGCUGGUCUUGCAUUGGACCUUCAAGGUGGCACUUCUUUGGCUACACCAGGUCAUGUCAAUAUGGUCAUCCGUCAGCCAUACGGUGUUUGUGGCGCGAUCGUGCCCUGGAAUAUCCCCGUCUUGGCUGUGGUAACCAAGAUGGCUCCAGCAUUGGUUACAGGAAACACGCUCGUGGUCAAGUCAUCUGAAAAGUCGCCUCUUACUGCUCUUGUGCUGGCGAGACUGGUCAAAGAGGCAGGCUUCCCACCUGGUGUCUUCAAUCUCCUAAGUGGAUUUGGAAAUCCUGCUGGUGCAGCCAUGGCGUCGCAUCUUCGCAUAUCCAAGAUCGGCUUCACAGGCUCUGGGAGGACUGGUCGUCUCAUCAAAGAGGCUGCAGCCAAAUCCAACCUCAAGAGAGUAUCUCUGGAGCUAGGUGGAAAGUCCCCACUCGUCGUCUUUGAAGACGCAGAUCUAGAACAAGCGGUCCCUAGCGCUGCUAUAAGCAUCCUGUAUAUGUCUGGACAGGUCUGCAUCGCAUCUUCCAGACUUUACGUUCAAUCGUCAAUUGCGGACGUGUUCCAGGAGAAGCUCACCGAGUGCAUCAAGGCAAUGUCUGCAAACCCACCCGAAGGAAUCAAUCCCCUCUCGCCCGAGGCCAAGCAUAGUCCUCAAGUUGACAAGGCGCAAUUCGAUAACAUCUUGCGAUAUCUCGAACUGGCCAAAGAGAGUGGUGGUGAGAUUGUCCUUGGAGGCAAGAAACAGACCGACAAGGGCUACUUCAUCGAACCCACGAUCGUCCGCAAUCCCGACCACAACAGUCGUAUCUCAAAGGAAGAGAUCUUUGGACCUGUACUUUGCUUCAACACGUUUGAAGACGAGGAUGAAGUCAUGCAGAGAGCCAACGAUACUGAGUACGGUCUGUUUGCGAGUGUGUAUACCAAAGACCUCUCGAGGGCUUUACGUAUCGCCAAAAGGUUCGAGAGCGGUAUGGUGGGUGUCAACACAACCUCUCCAAUGGCGAAUGCUCUUGAUAUGCCGUUUGGAGGAUGGAAGGCCUCGGGUGACGGAGUUGACCUCAGCAAGGCAGCCCUUGAUAUUUGGACACAGAUGAAGAGCAUCUACAUCAAGAUC
Aureobasidium uvarum is the source of this 1499-nucleotide messenger RNA. The record is from the annotation of a GenBank genome assembly. NCBI's taxonomy places the organism in Eukaryota, Fungi, Ascomycota, Dothideomycetes, Dothideales, Saccotheciaceae.